This is a messenger RNA of Podarcis lilfordi (Lilford's wall lizard), 15230 nucleotides long. The record is from the annotation of a GenBank genome assembly. Lineage: Eukaryota; Metazoa; Chordata; Lepidosauria; Squamata; Lacertidae.
CGCCGUUGCCACGGCAACCGGCUGGUAGACUAGGCCCGAGCCGCGCCCAUGCCGAAGCUGCCGCUGUCGCCGGUGCCCGAGCAGGAGACCGACGUCGGGGAUCGCCUUCCCAGUCGCGGCACUCCUGCCCCCGCUCGUCUGGGCUCCGGCGGCUCAGCGGUGAGGAAAAAAGAACCGAGGAAGAAGGCCGCGGUUUUAAGGAGGAGCGGGAGGCCUGCGGGCUGGUGGGCGGGGGACUAGCGUGUGACGUGGACCCUGGGGGUUUCUGGGAAUUGUAGUUCUAGAGGGAAAGGCUGGGGUAUGGGAAGCUCAUGCAGCGCCUUUCUCUCAACGGGGUUAAAAAUAAGCAGCUAGGAAAAACCCACAGGCAAAAGGACACCACUUGUAGUAUUCCUAUAGAUGCGAUUGGACUACAACUCCCAUCAUGCACAGCUGCCAGCAUGGGCAACGAUCAAGGAUGAGGCAGUGCGGUAUAGUGGUUAGAGCAGGCAUCCCCUAACUCGGCCCUUCAGCUGUUUUGGGACUACAACUCCCACAUCCCUAGCUGACAGGACCAGUGGUCAGGGAUGAUGGGAGUUGUAGUCCCAAAAUAGCUGAAGGGCCGAGUUUGGGGUGUUUGACUAGAACCAGAAGGCCAAGGCUCAUACCCCCACUUGGCCAUGUGAAGCUCACUGGGUGACCUUGGGCCGGUCACUCACUGCCAGUUUAGCUUACCUCACAGGGUUGUUGUGAAGAUUAAUUUAGCUCCUUGGAGAAAAAGGUGGGCUAUGAAUGCCAUGGUUAGAGUGUUGGACUAGGUGAGAUUUUAAAAGAUUCAAUCAAUAAAUCCAGCCACAUCUGGUUAGCAAAGCAGGUGCCUUUUUGGAUGUUGCUGCACUACAACUCCCAUCAUCCCUGGCCAUUGGCCGUGCUGGCUGGGGCUGAUAGGAGUUGAAGUCCAGCAGCAUCUGGAAGGCGAGAGGUUCCCCCAAUCUUGCUUUAGAGGACUCUUCCCCAACCUGAUGCAACUCAUACUCUCCAAUGUUUCCUCGAUGAAAAAGGGGACAUCCCAAUUCCAUAAUGAUAAUUUUACCGUUUAUACUCCACACAUCUUACUGGGUUGCCCCAGCAACUCUAGGUAGCUUCCAACACAUAUAAAAGUAAAGGGACCCCUGACCAUUAGGUCCAGUCGUGGCCGACUCUGGGGUUGCGGCACUCAUCUUGCUUUAUUGGCCGAGGGAGCCGGCGUUCAGCAUGACCAGCAUGACUAAGCUGCUUCUGGUGAACCAGAGCAGCGCACGGAAACGCCGUUUACCUUCCCCGCCGGAGCGGUACCUAUUUAUCUACUUGCACUUUGACGUGCUUUCAAACUGCUAGGUUGGCAGGAGCAGGGACCGAGCAACGGGAGCUCACCCCAUCGUGGGGAUACGAACUGCUGACCUUCUGAUCAGCAAGUCCUAGGCUCUGUGGUUUAACCCACAGCACCACUCGCGUCCCCUCCAACAUAUAUAAAAACAGAAUAAAACAUUAAACAUUUUUGCCUAAACAACUAAACAGCUGAGCCAAUAGAUUUAUUAAGAGGAUACAAUGUUACGUAUUGUGAUUAUAUGUAAAACUAAUAAAAAUUAUUUUUUAAAAUAAAUAAAUAAACAUUUUUUUAAAACUUCAGUGUGCAGGAUUGCAUUUAGAUGGCUCGGGGGUCCGAUAACUCCAUACCCUCCAACGUUUCUCUAAUGAAAAUGGGACAUUCCAUGUUCAAAUCAGAAACCGGGAUGGCUUCUCUAAAUCAGGGAUGUCCCUGAAAAUAGCAACACUUGGAGGGUCUGGCAACCAUCCAGAUGUUUUGGGCCAACAUGGCCAUAUGAUGUUGGGGCUGAUGGGAAUUGUAGUCCAAAACACGUUCUCAGUACGUCUGAACAGAAACAACGUCCUCCUGUGAUUGUUCCAAUUCAUCACUCAGCACUCUGGCUGUUUGCUAUCAUUGUUUUCAAAUCGACUCUCUCCUUAGUUCCCAGGGUUUGAGUAGAUGAAUUUUGACAUGACUAUUUGCUUGGAGUAAAAUCCUAUGCGUAUGUCUUUCCUCAGACUUCUUUAAGGCCCGCUGACGAGCCCCAGACUGUACAUGAGGAAAGUGGUCCCUGUUACCCAGAGAAUGCUGGAAAUGAUUCUGAAGAGGAGGAAGAGGAGGAGGAGGAGCAAAGGGAUGAAGACUGGGACACAGACCUUGAAAUAGAAGGUAUGACUUAGAGGAGGGGGUGAUGGCUGAUCUGCGGCCUUCCAGAUGUGCUUGGACUGCAGCUGCCUUUGGCUGGGCUUCAUUGGGUACUCACUAUUUCUAGAAUUAUGAGAGAGGGAGAAACAACUUAUUUCUCGCCUUGUGACAUGCAGUAUAGUGGUACCUUGGGUUAAGUACUUAAUUCAUUCCGGAGGUCUGUUCUUAACCUGAAACUGUUCUUAACCUGAAGCAUCACUUUAGCUAAUGGGGCCUCCCGCUGCUGCUGCGCCGCUGCUGCACGAUUUCUGUUCUCAUCCUGAAGCAAAGUUCUUAACCCUAGGUACUAUUUCUGGGUUAGCAGAGUCUGUAACCUGAAGCAUAUGUAACCUGAAGCGUAUGUAACCCGAGGUAUCACUGUACAUCUUUUGUGAUUCUGAAGGUCACAAUGCCCUUGGGUGGACUGUCCAUUAACUGCAGAUGCUUUAAUGGCUUGCCUUACGUCUAAAUAGCUUUCUUGCUUUGCAGAGUUAUCCCUCCCUACGUUGACUCUUUUUUCUCCCUCCCAACAUUAGAUUCUAAGACAUCCCAUGACCCAACAGGAAAAGCCAAAUAUCUCAACACCUGCCGAAUGCAUGGCGUCGUUCCCAUUUCAUAUUUUUUACGCCACAUGAAAGAUUCUGAACUGACCCUGAAGCACUACGGCCUUGGACCCAAGGUAUCAAUUCCCAUCUGCCCCAGUAGACCGGGCUGUUUUGGACUACAAGUCCCAUCAGCCCAAGUGAGCGCUAGCCUUGAUUGUCAAAGGCAGUGAUGCUUUUGAAUACCACAGGAGGGGAGAGUGCUCUUGUGCUCAAGUCCUGGGUGGCAUUUGGGUGGCAACUGUGAGGACAGAAAGCUGGUCUAGAUGGGCCAUUGGGUCCUCCUAUGUUCUUAUGACCACAGCCAUGUGUAAGAGCGUUGGACCCAAUGGGACUUUGCCCUGAUCCAGCAUGGACAAUCCAUGUAUUUCUUCACUUUUCUCUUCUGUAUCUCAGGGAGCCAAAGCUCUAGCUCCUUCCUUGGCAAACAACACAUCCAUUGUGAAGUUAAACCUGAGUGACAACUGGCUGGACGGAGAGGGAGCAGCAGCCGUGGCCGAGAUGUUGAAAGAAAAUUGUUACAUUUCAGGUGUGUCCCUUAAUUUUGAGGUUUCGAGAAGGUCUUUGUAGCAAGGACGUGGCAAAAUAGAGGCCUUGUGACAGACAGGCCCGAGCUGCUUUUGCUGUGGAGGUUUUUUAUGGUAUAGCACGGUGUUUGCUGACCUAGCGUCCUCCAGAAGUUUUGGACUACAAUUCCUUUUUUUAAAAAUUGGUUUUCACAUCUUACUUUACAAUUCAGAUGUACCAAAGCUGUUAUGUACUGAAGUUCUCACCUUGGGCCAGCAGGGGGAUACAGUAGAUAGUUAUGCAAAUGAAGGAGCGAAAAGUGACGUUCAGUGAUUGGAUAGUUUUAGAAAAUGGCAACAGUUACAUUGUUCUGGAGCUCUAUAUAAGCAGGCUGACUGAGCUCCUCAGCUUUAGUUCUGUUCCAGCUUACAAAUAAAGAGCUGCUUUGGAAGAAUCGCUGUGUCGUCUGAUAUGUUCGCCCACAACUUAACAAAAGCCAACACCAUUUCCUCCCCACCCCGCAUACAUUUACAUUUCUAUUUCCUCAAUCCAUCAUAUUGUUCUUUUCUCCUUCCUCCCACUUCCCUCUGCCCCCACUCGAUUUCCUCCACAUUAUACAAUUUACAAUAAUCUUUGCAUUCUACAACCUUCUCAAAUCAUCUAUAUAUUCUUAUUAUCUUUCCUUACUAAUUUUUCUUCCAUCCAGUACUUCACAUUUUAAUCUAGGCAUAUUAGCAUAUAUUUUUUUGAGCAAUAUUUUGCCAUAUAUUCAUCAAAACAUUUCCACUCCUUUUUAAAUUUUUGAUUCGACUGAUUUCUUAUUAUAGCAGUUAAUUUUGCCAACAUUAAAUAUUCAUUUAGUUUACAAAUCCAUUCCCCCUUUGUGGGUAUAGUUUGUGACUUCCACCUAGUGACUUCCACCUAGUAGCAAUCACUAUUCUAGUAGCUGUACUUGCAUAUAGAAAAAUUCUACAAUUCCCAUUAGCCCCAGCCAGCACAGCUACACACCCAUCAUAUAGGCAUGCUGGCUAGGUUGGAUGGGAUUUGUGGUCCCAAACAUCUGGAGGGCACAAAUUGGUGAAGACAGGUAAGAGUGGUUAUAAUGUCAAGACCAGGACCUGGGAAUCUAGGAUUCAAAUCCCCCGUUAGUCAAAGCUCUGUAGGCCUCCCUGAGCCAGUCUCUGUCUCUCAGUCUUCCGUACCUUGCAGGGUUGUUAGGAAAUAAAACCAAACACACCCUCAUGAGCUGCUUGGAGACGAGGCAGGAAAUAAAUGUAACAAAUAAAUACAAAUAAAAGUGCCUAGCCCUCAGUGAGACCUAAUAAUAAGUGGAACAGCCCUAAGAAACCCAUCCUCUCAGAGUUUAUGUUCUGUAUCCUGAGUGUGGUUAUUCCUUUUUUUGUUUGUUUUCCAGAGUCCAUGAGAUAAUAUAAUUGAUAUUUUUAUGGCAAAGUGGGAUUAGGGGAGGUGAUUUUCUCCUUUGAGGAGCUGUCAAUAUGUUCAGUUUUUCAGAGGUGACCACUUCUUGACCUCCUCCGAUCUGAGAUUGUUCAAGGGGCCAACUGAAGGCCCUGGAAAGGUGGAAGGGGAAUGGGUCUGAAAUGAGAGACGGGUUUUAUUUUGUGGGAGUCGGGGCUAAAAGUCUGUCUUGUUCUUCCCUCUCAGAUGUUGAUUUGUCAGAGAACAGGAUUGGAGUGAAAGGGGCGAAGGCUUUGUCCUCCAUGCUUGGGGAGAAUAGGACACUACUAACCCUGAAGCUCUCUGGAAAUGAAUUAGAUGAGCGUGCGGCCAAAUACCUAGCAGAUGCUUUUGUGAUCAACAACAAACUGGAAUCCCUCGAUCUGAGUCAUAACAUGCUUGAAGAGCUGGCAGGUAAAGCAGCUUCCCUUGCAAAGAAAGGCAGAGAACGGCCUUUGCCAACUUUGUGCUCUGCAGAUGUUUUGGACUACAACAUCCAUCAGCCCCUGCCAACAGUAAUGGCUCUGCCUGUUGAGGCUGGUCCUAGUCCUAGUUUCCCAAAAGAGCUGGAGGGCACGAGGUUGAUGAAAACUUAGUUGUUCUGAACUUCCCCUUUAAGAAAGAAGGUAUGGAGUGGGGAAACUUUUUCAACCCAAGGGACACAUUCCCUUAUAGGCCACGUGCCGGUGGUGGGUGGAGCUUGGGGCAAGAGUGGGUGGGGCUAUGGGUGUGACUCCAUCUGCGCCAAACAGUACAUUGGAAGCUGUAUCAUACCACUUUAAACAGCCAUGGCUUCCCCCACAAAAUCCUGGGGGAUGUAGUUUGUUAAGGGUUCUGAGAGCAGUUAGGAGACCUCUAUUCCUUUUUAAAAAUAAAUAAAUAUUGAUUUGGCUUUUCAGAUUAAAAUUUUACAAUCAUAUAUCAAACAUAAAUCAUAACAAGAAGAUUCCAAGGAAUCUCCUGGACUUCCAUCUUCCCCUUUGUGGGUCCUGUUAUUAAUCAUUUCCUCCUGCAUCUUUUAUGAUGAUCCAAAUCUUUUACAUCUCCAUUAUAUCCAAAAUUCACCAUUAAACUACAAGUGAUAUUCAAUCCCACUAACGAUUUUAACUGUUUACAAUGGUCUUUAACAUAAGUUAUAAAUUUUCCCCAUUCUUUAUUAAUAUUUUGGUUUUCCUGAUUUCUGAUUCUUCCGGUCAUUGUAGCCAUUUUGGCAUAGUCCAUCAACUUCAUCUGCCAUUCAUCUCUGGUAGAUGAAGCUCCCAUCUCUGGGCAGGAAACCUCUAUUCCUUUUCCAGAGCUACAAUCCCCAGAGUUCCCUGGGAAGAGGGAUUGACAGUUAAACCACUCUGGGAAUUGCAGAUCUGGAAGGGGAAUAGGAGAUCUCCUACCAACCUGGCAUCCUCCUGAUGCUUUGCACCCCCUCCAAAAAAACCUUCUGUCAGGCCCAGUCAAUACAGUCAUAGGAUGCUAAGGCUGAUGGGAGUUGUAGUCCAAAGCAUUUUGAGGGCACCAAACUGGCAAAGUCUGCUUCAGGGACAAUUAAUAUUUGAUCAAAGAGCUGUGCUCUAUUUACAUCUGAGAACUCACCUGCAUAUUUUUGCUAGCAAAGGGAUUUCCAGAUGGAAAUAUCACUUGAUCUGGGUUUUUUAAGUUAUUUGCAAAUGUGUGCUAACAGCUGUCAAUAUUAUUUUCCAGGGUGCAACAGCCAUGAUUGUUCCCUCCUCUCCCUCAUCCUCUGUACCAGCUCCUCUUCUGCUAUUUAAAUUUCUGCACCGUUCUGGAUUUCUUGUGCUAUAGUAGUCACUGCCUCCUACUUCUCAGUCCCCUUUUGCUAUUCUUACAGCUGCCUUUCCCUUGUCCUCAGCUCCUUCCCUGCUGAUGCUUGGCAUUCUCUCCUUCGCCUCCCUAACUGAAGAAAACCUCCUUCUGUGGCUGAUCAGGUCUUUCUCCCUUCCCAUUUACCUUUUGAUGAGGUCACAGGGAGUUGAUGGAAAACAGGAGGGGACAGAGAGAGAGAUUGAGAGAGAGAGCACAGGAAAUAGCAACAGUCUAGGCUGAGUGGAGAGAGAGAGAAAAAGGAAGAAAGGUAGGACGCAAAAAAGGUUUUAAAAUUUAUGUAUUAUUAAUAUUGUUUAUUUAUUUAGAGCAUUUGUACCCCACUCCACAACCAAAAAGACUUCCUGGAUAAGACACCUACCCACAGGCUUGCAAUUUAAAAAACCACACGCAACACAUAAGGGAAGAAGGAAAACAUACAGACAAUAAUAAAAAUGAUUUUCAUCCAUGAAUGGUACAAACAACAUCAAUGCAGUAUUAAAAACUUUUAGGGCCUUGAGUUUAUCGAGUUUAUUGAGUAUAUGGAAAAUAGCUCUGUACAGCUGAAAACGCUGGCAGCAUUAAGAUAAAUUCAACAGUGUAAUUAUUCUUUGAUGGAUGUAAUAAUGGAAAUAAUGGUAUAGUUAUUGUAAAAUAUUCAGGGAUAUAAGAUACGCGAAAUGAACCACGGAAUGAGAAGUAGUUGAUGAUAUUUUAAGUAUGUAAAAUGUUUAUUUGAAAUUGUAAAACAGGAAAUUUAAUAAAAAUUAUAUAGAUAAAAAAACUUUGAGGGCCUUGAGCUUGCACCAAUUUCCUCCAAAUACCUCCAAAGGCCCAAGAAAAUUGGUAUGUUUUAACUUCGCAGCAGAAUCCCCAAACAGUAGUUUCCAUCCGUCUGAGUGGAGAAUGAGAGCACCCCCUGCCACCUGACUGCAGCUGGAAGAGCCAGGGUGGAAGAGCAGUCCUACCUACCCCAUCCAAAUUAACGCAGACACCAAUCCACCAGGAAAGUCUCAUCUGCAAGCCUUUUGGGUUUUGGUUUUUUUGGUGUGUUUUUUUUGGGUGGAGCACCAGCUCAUUUCAGCAGGGCUACUGCAGGAGAUCUUCCCAUCUACAGCUUUUAAAACACAGAAUAAUAGAAUUGUAGAGUUGGAAGGGACCCCAAGGGUCCUCUAGUUCAAUCUAGUCCAAUCCCAUGGAAUGCAGGAAUCACAGCUAAAGCAUCCAUGACAGAUGGCCAUCCAAUCUCUUGUUGGUGUUCCUUCUGGUUGGAGAGCCAUGUAAUCUGUUUUCUUUCCCCCAAGGUGCAGAAAUCUGAAGUCCAUGAAUUCCUGCAUUGUAGGGGGUUGGACUAGAUAUCUCUUUGGUUUCCUUCCAACUUUGCAAUUCUAUGAUUCUUUGAACUCCCCUGAGGUUUUUUGCUUCAUACAUACCUGCUUCCUGCAGAACGCUUUCUCUUUGCUUGCGGUUUCUAUUAAUCUCAUCCCUCCCCUUUUUCUUUCUCCAUGGGGAGAGAGAUCAGUAGCGUGGGGGGUAUUGGGUCAUGCUGAUCUCCGAUUGUGAGAUUUCCAGCACCCUAAGUCAGGGGGCACGUUGGCAAAUAUUGGAGGGAGCUUCUGGAUGUUGCAGUUCUUCUUAUCUAAGGCUUGUGCUUCUUGGCCCAUUUCUUGUGUUCUGCAUUUAACCAGGUGGGGUUCUUGGACCAGCAAUUGCAGAAAACGUUGGGCUGAAGGAGCUUGAUCUCAGCUGGAACCACUUCCGGGGCAAAGGAGCAGUUGCUAUUGCCAAAGGCUUAGGGGUAAGAGAACUGCCUAAUUACAGUUCGGCUACAGUUGUAAUGUCAUGUCUUAAGCAUCUGUUCUGCAUUUAGAAGGUCUCAGGUUAAAAUCCUCAGCAUCCCCAGCAAGAAGGCUACUUCCUGAAAUCCUGGAGCGCUGUUGACAAUACUGACCUAGCUGGACCAGUGGUUUGAAGUUUGUAGUUCGAGUAGAAGCCCCUGCUUUGCUUGCAGAAGUUUCCUCCUGCCUGAAACCUUGGAGAGCUGCUGUCAGUCAAUGUUGACAAUACUGAGCCUGAUUCAGUACAGGUCAGCUUUCCAUGCUACUUGCCACUGAAAAUAUAUUCUCACCAGUGCAUGAAAACACCUUGUGUCAUGUUCAAAGGGAUGCUUUGGUUUUCGCUGUUCCAAAUCCUUCCAGAUUACAGCAUUCCUAUUUCCUUAUUAAAAGCUUAGGAAUUCUGCUUAUGCGUCUCUGUUGUGAAUAUAGCAAGGCAACCCCAACUGGCCCCUGGCAUAAAGAAAUCAGGAGUAGGGAGGGCCUUAGCACAUUGCCAUAUUCUGUUUCAAAAAGGUUGGAGGAGGCAGAGGAGGAGACUUAAGCAAAACUAUUCUUCCUUUCUGGAUCAAAAUAGACCAAUCUGAGUGAUCAGGGGUGGCAACUUGCAGGAUGCCCUGAGACCCACCUCCCUCCAAUGUAAUAAUUUUUAUUUUAUUUUAUUUGCUGGAUUUCUUACCCACCCUUCACUUUAAGGUCUUAGGAUGGGCUAUAUCAUUAUACACAAGUUUAAACAAUUUGCAGUCAAGCAGAGUGGGCCCUAAAAACGUGCAUCUCCGAUGUCAUAUGAUUAAAGCUGUACAGUGAAAAUGCCAGAUGCAUUUCCGUGGGGAGGGAAUACCUGGGCUGCCAAACUUAGUACACAAGAGGGUCUGGAAGGAAGAAGGUGGUCUUUUAGAUAUUUCAGAUCUGUUUAAUCCUAGGGUGUCUGAGCAGGUAGGACAUCAGAAGAGGCCUCCUGAACUAGCCCAUCCAGUCCUGUUCUCACAGUGACCACCCAGAUACCUGUGGGAAACCCUCAAAAAUGUUGAACCCAGAGCUUUGCUAAGGCUGCGUUGCUCCUUCCCUCCUCAGGCCAACAUCUUCCUUCGGGUGCUGGACCUUUCGUACAACGGCUUUGGCAACGGCGGAGCGACUGCCCUGGGUGAGGCCCUGAAAGUCAACAACGUUCUGGAAGAGCUGAACGUUGGGUAAGCGCACUCAGCACCCAGGUUCUGCUUGGCAUCCUGGGUAGAUCACAGAGAUAAGAGAAGGGAAAGGGAAAUGAGACGGUUGCGAUGGUUUCCUCUUCUUCUUCUUCUCCUCAGGAACAACCGUAUUUCUCUGGAAGGAGCCCUCUGCCUAGCUUUGGGCCUGAAAGAAAACAAAACCCUCAAGAUCUUCAGCGUAAGUGGCUUUUCAGAGAGUGUCUGAUCCUCUAGUGUAGUAAUGGCGAAACUGUGGGCAGUGGCAGACCUUGGGGUCUCAAAUUUCAGCGACGCCCAAAUUCUGUGAUCCCCGCUUCUUGCGAUCCAUUCUAAAUAAUAGUUGUGGUGCCCCUGAGGCUCUGUGCCCAGUGCGACUGAACUGAUCGCCCUCCCCUAAAUCUGCCUCUGCCGUGGGCCUCCAGGUGUGGUUAAAUUCCAACUCCCAGAAGCCCCAGCAGGCAAUGUCAGGGAUGAUGGAAGUUAGAGUCCAGCAGCUUUUGGAGAGCCACAUGUUAUCUGAUCUAAGAAGUAGCAUUCCAUACCACAUGCAAAAGAUGGAGGAAUUCCUCUAGUGAGAAGAGAGAUUGCUUCUUCUGCAAUCCGGGUGGAAAGUCUGCGACCCUCACCAGGUGUCAUUGGACUCCAUCUCCCAUCAGCCCCAGCAGGCAGCAUUGCCAAUGGCAGUUGGGAGUCCAGUUGCCCAGCCCUGUUCUUAGUGCUUUGCCCUAAACAAACCCGGCACGUUUCUGUUCUGUGACCUGCAGGUGGCCAGGAACCCCAUUCAGAGCGAAGGCUGCGUUGGGAUCCUCAAAGCCCUCCAAGCAAAUCCUAAUGCUGCCUUGGAAGUCCUGGAUUUUUCAGUAGGUAUCAGUCAGUGGUUGGAAGAGUGGUGUGGUAUGCUUGUGAUGUAGUGGCCCAGUCUUCACCAGCCUGGUGCUCUCCAGUUUUGUUUUGUUUUUACUAGAGCUUUCAGCAGUUCCACGGUCACAAAACCACACUGAGGCCGCUCGGAGUUGUAGUCCAAACCAUCUGGUGCAGGCACCAUCUUGGCAAAGGCCAUAGUAGGCAAUGUGGGAUUGGAGAAAUAUUUAUGUACAGUGGUACCUCGGGUUACAUACGCUUAAGGUUACAUACGCUUCAGGUUACAGACUCCGCUAACCCAGAAAUAGUGCUUCAGGUUAAGAACUUUGCUUCAAGAUAAGAACAGAAAUCGGGCUCUGGCGGCGCGGCGGCAGCAGGAGGCCCCAUUAGCUAAAGUGGUGCUUCAGGUUAAGAACAGUUUCAGGUUAAGAACAGACCUCCGGAACGAAUUAAGUACUUAACCCGAGGUACCACUGUAUGCAGUGAAUCUUCUCCAACAAUUCCAUGCAGGGACUGGUGUGCCCUAACUGAGGACAGCACUUUGAAUAGAGGUUCACAUUACAUAGAAACUUAGGCUAUAACUGCACAACCUGGAUUGGCUGGAAGGUGAUGGACUCCCACCAAAAUAGAAUAGGGGGAUAAGACCCCCUGCCACACACCUCUUUGAGAACUGUCUCCACCAUGCUCUUGAUGUGGGAAUGGAGAGGGUAUCUUUUCUGUCCCUUUCAGGAGAUUGUUGUCAAGCAGGACUUUGCAGGGCUUUGCGAUGGCAUCCAGGUAAUUUUCCCGAGCCUUCAGAUCAAGCACAACUGGAGCAGCCGCUCGUUCAAAACAGACCCGUCAAAGGUACAGAAAGCCCAACCCCUUUGCUGGGCUGCAGGGUCUUUUUUGAUGGCUCUCGGUGGGUUCUCAUCAUCCCACUGCCGCCUCUGAUCAAAUGGGUUUUUCUAGCAUAAAAAAAAGCAAAAUACAGAACUUCCUGAAUCGCAGGAGACAGCAGAGGAGAAAGGGGGGAAGGGGUGUCCGAAGAACAACGAUGCCCCUAGCACACCUUCAGCUCUUGGGGGGACAGACCCAAUUACCCUCUCUCUACCAGCCAUUGAGCAAAAUCCCGGGGGGGGGGGAAUGUUAGGGGAAAUAAUGCAACACUUUCCCCCAAAGGCAUUUCAUUUGUUCUCCAGACCCUCCCUCCCUCCGCUAACUGGAAAAUUUAUAGUAGUGUCAUAGUUGCUGGAAGUGGCAUUUGAAGCAGUGGUCACUCUUAAGGACCCAAUAUUGUUAGCCUAACUUUCUCCACCCCCCAUUGAUUCCUGGGGCAUGUCUCCCAGUUCUUUAGUCCAGAGACACAGGGGUCAUCUUCUCCAACCCCCUGCAAUGCUGGUCAUGUACUCCAACUUGUCUGCACUGGGUUUCUACAGCUGGCCCCAGGACUCUCACACGACACAUUGGUGGAUAUUAAGCCAGGGCUUUCAGCUUCUCUGGCUAGAGCCUGCCUUGGAUACCUAUCCAAGGGAUUUCUCUCCAAGGGCCAUUAAGCCAAAUCUGGUGCUUUGCAACUUCUUGGCUGGGAAAAAUCAUGGGAACGAGUGAUGCCAGAGAGGGUUGCCACUGACAUGGGAUCCUUCUUUUUUGUAGGUUUUCUGAGAAGACACCCGAGCUGCGGACAGCCCUGGGAGGGAUUGCUCAUCUUUCCUUCCUUGGCUACCUACAAAGUGAAGAAGGAGCCCAUUAGGCGACCCUCUGCUCUUCCAUUUGCUGACAAUAAUGGUGUGUGUGUGUGUGAGUGAGUGAGAGAGGGAGGCUGUGCUGUUUCUCCCCGUCUUUUAAGCAUCUGUUAAAAACACUUCGGUUUAGACGUGCCUACCCAGAUGUUUAGAAGGUUGAUGCGAGUUUUAAUCUGCUUUUGGUCUAUUGCUAUUUUAACUUUUUGAAAGUUGUAAAUCAUUGCUGUUAAUAUUCCUUAUUCAUAACAUUUUAUCCUCUUUGUAAAUCACUUUGAGGGUUUUGGAGUUCUUGUUUCUUACAAUCAAGAGGUGUAUACAUUUUAUGCAUAAAAAUAAACUCACAGCCAAGGAACAGGAAAAAAAAUCUUUAUAUUAAUUGGCUUCUUUGCCACAAGCUGUCGCACAGAGCAGAGUCACAGCAUGACAGGUGAAGGCAGUAGCGAGGAGGGCUACUGCUACGAAUCUAGUGAUGGAAGCAAGGAAGCAAAGGUCAGAGCACAGAGCAAAACAGCAGGCACUGCCUGUGGGAUUCACCAGCAAACCGGUGAGACAUAUGUGUGACAAAACCCAGUUUCCAGCGUCUCAUAAGCAGCUGCACAACCUCCCUCCAUCUGUAGGUGAGAGCAAGGAAAGACUUUUGCUCUCUGGGCUUCCAUUGCCAGCAAUCUGCAAGAAAACCCUGCCUUCCUUCUCGGGACCUCUCUUGGCCUCUCAGUGUUUUUGCCCUGGCCUCUGAGACAACAGAAGCUGAUGCAUCCAAGAGUCAGCGUGAGCAACAGGUAAGUGAUGCCACCCCUGAUGGCGUGUCAGGCACAGUGGCAGCGGAGUCCCCAGGCAAACUUUUAUACGGGAAAGAUUGGCCCUUGGGAUCUGCUUCUGGGAAAGCCAAAUGCACACAGGUGAACACAGCCUGACAAAGUGGGGCUGGCAGUGGGUUGUGAAGGGCAGUUGCCGUGCUCAGAUUCAUGCUAAGCAGUUGAGCAAAUACUCAGCCGGUUCUUUGGAGAAGGAGGGCAGCUUCACGAGAACAGGGAGGCCAUUUUGAGAUUCCUAAGCAGCCUGCGGCCUAUGCUGUGGCAGGAGGUUUGGCCCUGAGUUAGUGUGUGACCCGGUGGGUGGCAGUAUAAACGGUCCUUUUAAAAAGGCUGUGAAAACUUUGCCAGUCUGGUGCCCUCCAGAUGUUUGGGACUAUAAUUCCCAUCAGCUCCAACCUCCAUACCCAUUAUGGACUAUAACUCCCAUCAGCCUUUGCCAACAUGCAGAGGCAUACAUAGGCUUCCUUGCACCCUUGGCAAUUGGUGUCCCCACCCCUCUCUGAAAAUAAAUGCAUGACAUAAUUCAGUAGUCACAAAUGACUCUUAAACCGGGUGUUUUAACAGCACAAUCCUAUAAAUGUCUACUCAAAAGUUAAUCCCACUGAGUUCAAUGGGGUUUACUCCCAGGAAAGUGGGUACACAGGACUGCAGCCUAAAUCUGGCAAGCCAGAGGCAGGAAUUUUGGACAAUACUUUGCUUGCCUUCCUGUUACUUCUGGCAAGGUGCCAGCAGAAAGGCAGUAACUUGGAGGUUGCACUCCCAGUGCACACUUUACUCGGAAACAAGCCCUGUUGAAGUGUCCUGGACCGCUGAAAGCCAUCAGCUGGGGAACCCCCAAGGGAAGAACGCUCAGGUCCUGGGGAAUGGUGAUGGGACAACAACGAAUGGUCAGAGGGAGAAGACUGGGAAGAGGCAACAGGGCUUGGUGAGAGGAAGAGUCGGUGGCAGAGAGAAGCCCAGAAUCGGAGGCAGAAGCUGAAGUGGGUGAUGGAGAGAAGGGAGGCCAAGAGGCAGAGAUGAGUAAGGCUGGUGAAGAGUCAUGUGUGUUGCCGCCUCCUGCUAUGACAAGUUACCUCUCCACCUUGUCUCCCAGAACCAGAAGAGAGCUGAAACGGGCAGAACAGUGGCAUAGUGUCUGGUUGUUUGGAAAAAGCCGUGGAGUCGAGGGGACUUAGACAGCUGUGGGGAGGUGGGGACUUUCUGCAGCUGAUUCAUGGGGCCAGGCCUACUGGGGGUGAGCUGCUAUGCUUAGUAGACCCGGCACUUGGCCAACUCUCUGAAAAUUGUGUUUUUGCUAGUAACAAGUUAACUCCAACUUUGCCGGUGCAAUUUACAGCUGGCUGGUUCUUUGACACUAAGUCAAGGGCCCUUGCUUUCUGGGUUAAACCCACAGCAUCACAUGCCCCAGAAAUUGGUCAAGGCGGGAAAGAAACCAGGGGAAAGCAACUCGGCUGUGCUAAAUGAAGAGCCUCGCCUGACAUUUCUUAGCCACCACAUCAGCUGAAAGUCCCUUCUGGGGGCACGCAGUGGGAGUGGAGGGUGGGACAUAGUGUAGAGAGGACAGAGGACCAGGCAGGGAUGUUGUCAUGGGGAGCCCCACUGCACAAACUAACCACCAGCGCUGCCAGGAAGGAGGCUCUGCAGGGCUGCUAUGACGGCGUCCAGAUUCCUCUGCCAAGGCGCUGAGAGAGAUGCCAUUUUUGUGCCCUUUGUGCCUGUGCAGUUGGCAGGGACCAACCUGGCCAAUCCCUAGGUAUGUCCCAACCAGCAUGGCUGUGUUGUCUGGGGGCGAUGGCGGCGGUCAUCCAAACCAAGCUGGGAGGCACCACAUGGGGGGGGGAUGAGCAAGUGUUUUCCUCACUCAAAAUUGAACGCAACAAUUCCAUUUUUCAGAAAGACUUAGCAGUGCAGCCCCCCUCCAGGUCUAAUCAAAAGCAAAACCCCUCAGAGUUCAGUGAAACGUUCUCCCAGUUAUCUGCUGCAAGUUAUCUGCAGCAACCCCUAAGUUCUGUGCUAUGGAAUGAAUUAAAGACAAACCCAUAAGUGGCCAUAGAGGAAGCUCCCUGCUGGAUUUGUGCACGAGUCCCUGGCUGUGGCCUUGCCAUGAGCCUCACCAUUAGCAGGUGGGGUUCUCUAAAAUAGGUACAAUUGGAUGGUUUAGCCACUGCUACUGCAGAAACCUGCCCUGGAAGAGUC